AUGGCACCGCCCCCACGACCACCAGUAUAUAUUGUCUCUGCAGUGCGGACACCCCUCGGGCAGUUCCAAGGAUCUCUUGCAAGUCAAACAGCCGUUCAACUAGGCUCUCAUACAAUCAAAGCUGCCCUCUCACGAGUCCCUUCUGUCAAGACUACAGACGUUGAAGAAGUCUACUUCGGCAAUGUCUUGUCAGCGAAUAUCGGUCAAAAUCCCGCCCGCCAAUGCGCCCUCGGUGCUGGCCUUCCCAAUAGCAUCGUCUGCACCACCAUAAAUAAAGUCUGUGCCUCGUCACUUAAAGCCAUAAUACUCGGCACGCAAACAAUUCAAACCGGGAAUGCCUCCUGCAUCGUAGCUGGUGGCACGGAAUCCAUGUCCAAUACCCCCCACUAUCUCCCCACCCUCCGCUCUGGCCAAAAAUUCGGUCACGCUACCCUCGUCGAUGGCGUUCUAAAAGACGGCCUGACCGAUGCCUAUAGCAAUGAACAUAUGGGUCUACAAGGCGAAGAGUGCGCCACAGAUCACCAAUUUAGCCGCGAAGAGCAAGACGCCUACGCCAUUGAAACCAUCAAGCGCGCCCAAGCAGCCACCUCCUCUGGCGCUUUCAAAGCCGAGAUAGCACCAGUAGAGAUUCCAGGGGUAAGAGGCAAGCCUGGUACAACGGUCGAUAAAGACGAGAAAGCCCUCAUGCCGCUCAAUGAGGAGAAGCUCCGCAGUAUGAAACCCGCUUUCAAACCGAAAGACGGCACCGUCACAGCUCCCAAUGCGUCCCCUCUAUCCGACGGCGCCUCCGCCGUAGUCCUUUGCAGCCAAGACUUCCUCGACGAACAUAAAGACAUCAAGCCGCUGGCGAAGAUUCUUGGGUGGGGCGAAGCAGCGCAAGAACCCUCGAAAUUCACGACCGCGCCCGCUUUGGCUAUUCCAAAGGCACUGAAGCAUGCUGGUGUGGGCGAUAUCAUGGAUGUCGACGCGUUCGAGAUUAAUGAGGCUUUUUCAGUAGUGGCGUUGGCGAAUAUGAAGAUCCUAGGCUUGGGCGCGGACAAGGUGAAUUUACAUGGUGGUGCGGUGGCACUAGGACAUCCAUUAGGAUGCUCAGGGGCGAGAAUUGUGACGACCUUGUUAGGGGUGUUGAGAGAAAAGGGAGGAAAGACUGGCGUGGUGGGAAUUUGUAAUGGAGGAGGUGGAGCGAGCAGUCUGGUGGUUGAGAAUUUGCAGGGGAAAGAUGCAGUGGUGAAUGGGAGCUGA
Messenger RNA from Bacidia gigantensis, 1242 nucleotides. RefSeq lists its product as uncharacterized. NCBI's taxonomy places the organism in Eukaryota, Fungi, Ascomycota, Lecanoromycetes, Lecanorales, Ramalinaceae. The record is from RefSeq and is a predicted model, not a curated record. The transcript is spliced from 4 exons. Gene Ontology annotation, biological process: ergosterol biosynthetic process; fatty acid beta-oxidation. The coding region runs from base 1 to 1242 and encodes 413 amino acids. Gene Ontology annotation, molecular function: acetyl-CoA C-acetyltransferase activity.